Molecule: messenger RNA, 387 nt
Organism: Cooperia oncophora
Lineage: Eukaryota; Metazoa; Nematoda; Chromadorea; Rhabditida; Trichostrongylidae
Source: the annotation of a GenBank genome assembly
AUGCAGACCACCCAUCUCGGACCCGGUAUGCAAGGGUUCAACAACUCUCGCGUUUCUCUCUUCAAUGCUUCAACCCCGUCGUCGACCACACCCCACUAUGGUGGAGCCCAUCAAAGGCGUCGUAACGACGAAAGCAAUGCGAGGCAGCCGAAUCGAAGUCAUCUUCUUGAUGAUUUCCGCAACAACCGCACCCCUCAACUUCAAAUUACCGACAUCAUCUCGCAUGUGGUGGAGUUCGCGAAGGACCAACAUGGAUCUCGAUUCAUUCAACAAAAACUCGAGCGUGCAUCUGCCAAAGAAAAACAGUUGCUGUUCGAUGAAGUACUUGCUAAUGCACAUGCUUUGAUGGUGGAUGUAUUCGGCAAUUAUGUUGUGCAGGUGAGCUGA